Molecule: messenger RNA, 171 nt
Organism: Plenodomus lingam JN3
Lineage: Eukaryota; Fungi; Ascomycota; Dothideomycetes; Pleosporales; Leptosphaeriaceae
Source: RefSeq, a predicted model, not a curated record
AUGGUUGCGCUGCGCGGCGGUGGCAGUGUUGGUACUUCAAAACCUCUCGAGUCCAACUCGAAAGCCCUUGGAAACGUACCCACCAUUUGCUACCACUAUGGUGGAUUGACACCAUUGGGUCCAAUGGGCUGGGUUGAGCCUAUCAAUGUAGCAGAAUGUACUGAAAUUUGA